CUCAUGUUUAAAAAAUAAUAACAAUGAUUAUAUAUUGGGGGCUGUGGAAUAGAAUUAAAAGUUGAGUGCGGGUACUACCUUGGCUCGGCUUCUCACGGGACCAUAAACACCAUGCCAGAUAAUCAAGAACCAAUUCUGAAUGAGGAAAAUUUAACAAUCCAAUCACCACUUCUGAAACUCAAGCGCUGGAAAUGGUGGCUAUUGGUAGUAAUCAAUAUCUUUUUCCUUAUUGUGGGCCAGGCUGCCGCAGUUCUUCUAGGUAGAUUUUACUAUGAUCAAGGUGGAAAUAGUAAAUGGAUGGCCACACUCGUUCAGGCUGCUGGCUUCCCAAUUCUUUUCAUCCCACUUUUUCUUCUUCCUUCCAAAAAGGAAGACUCAGCUCUUCCUACCUCACCUUCCAUUAUAACUCUUGGUUUGGUCUACUUUGUUCUUGGAGCAGUUAUUGCUGGUGACAACAUGUUGUACUCUGUAGGGCUCCUGUACCUCUCAGCCUCUACAUAUUCCCUAAUUUGUGCCACCCAGUUAGCUGCUAAUGCAGUUUUCUCUUACUUUAUCAAUUCUCAGAAGUUCACUGCCCUAAUCCUCAACUCUGUGAUCAUCCUCUCAUUAUCUGCUGCUCUGAUUGCGGUAAAUGAUGAUUCAGAAACGCCAUCUGGUGUUGCUAAGGGGAAAUACAUCAUUGGAUUUCUGUGCACCCUUGGAGCUUCUAUACUUUACUCUCUUUUGCUUUCUCUCUUGCAGCUUUCCUUCCAGAAGAUCUUGAAAAAGGAAACAUUUUCUGUGGUUUUCGAAAUGCAAAUUUACACAGCAUUAGUUGCCACCAUUGUUUCAAUCAUUGGUCUUUUUGCAAGUGGGGAAUGGAAGAGUUUACAUGGGGAAAUGGACAGCUUUGGUAAAGGAAGAACUGCUUAUGUGCUGACGUUGGUUUGGACUGCUGUGACUUGGCAAGUUUGUUCUGUUGGUGUAGUCGGCUUGAUUUUUGUGGUGUCUUCCCUCUUCUCCAAUGUAAUCAGUACCAUGUCUUUGGCUGUGACGCCUAUUGCCUCUGUGAUAAUUUUCCAUGACAAGAUGAAUGGUGUGAAGAUAAUUGCUAUGCUUCUGGCCUUCUGGGGUUUUGCUUCUUACAUUCACCAGAACUAUCUUGAUGAUAUCAAGAUGAGGAGAUCACAAGCCACCGUCAAUGAAACCCGUCAUGAUCUUCCGUGCUGAUUAUCUUCAUACUGAUAUAUCCGAUGACAGUGCACAGAAGAUAUAACAUCAAAUUUUCUACGGUAAUUGUACAGUUCUUUAUUGACACAACUAGUUUAUCCUAGGAUUCUUAGUUCGAUAACGCAUGUCUAUGUAUCUGGACAUUGAUAUUGUUAUAUUAAAUAAGAUUGCGAAUU
Molecule: messenger RNA, 1385 nt
Organism: Rubroshorea leprosula
Lineage: Eukaryota; Viridiplantae; Streptophyta; Magnoliopsida; Malvales; Dipterocarpaceae
Source: the annotation of a GenBank genome assembly